CAAAUGUCAUGAACUGUCAAACUGAAUUCCCCCCUCCGUUCCUUACGUGAAAGAAAAGUGACUCACUUGAUUUGUCUGCCGUGUCCGGAUUCAAAAAAAAAAAUACCAUUUUAUCCAGACUUAUUCACAAUUUCUUAAUACAAACUAAGAGUUCAACUUUUCUUCGAGAGUGAGUGAGUGGUUGGUGUGUACGUAGGCGAAAAGUUCUAUCGACUUUUUCUCGACAAAACGACAAGAAACCAAAAAACUGCGCCCUCCUUGUAGAGUAGAGAGUUAUGUUUGCGUGAGCUGUGUAGUGGAAGAAAAAUAAGUAUAGUUCCAAAGAAAAUUAUUACUUAUAGGAACAAACAAGAAAUAAAAAUAAAUAAGUUAAAAAUCAUUAGGAUUAACUAAUAGACAACCAGUCAUCAGUAAAUAAGUAGAGCCCAAAGAGAGAGAGAAAAAAAGAAAAUUCAAGAAUGUCUUCAUCCGGCGACUUUGGCAAUCCCCUGAGAAAAUUUAAAUUGGUUUUUCUCGGUGAACAGAGUGUGGGCAAAACUUCACUCAUUACUCGCUUCAUGUACGAUAGCUUUGACAACACUUACCAAGCAACUAUAGGCAUCGAUUUUCUAUCAAAAACUAUGUACUUAGAAGAUAGGACAGUGCGUCUUCAACUCUGGGACACCGCGGGCCAGGAGCGUUUUCGCUCCCUCAUUCCCUCUUACAUUCGUGAUUCAACUGUAGCUGUUGUCGUAUAUGAUAUAACAAAUGCAAAUUCAUUUCAUCAAACCUCUAAAUGGAUUGACGAUGUCCGCACGGAACGCGGCAGCGAUGUCAUUAUAAUGCUCGUAGGCAACAAAACAGAUUUGUCCGAUAAACGACAAGUCUCCACCGAAGAGGGUGAACGUAAAGCAAAAGAACUGAAUGUGAUGUUCAUUGAGACCAGUGCUAAGGCUGGUUAUAAUGUUAAACAGCUAUUUAGAAGAGUCGCUGCCGCUCUGCCUGGAAUGGACUCUAUGGAUAAUAAACCUCCCGAAGAUAUGCAAGAGGUAGUACUUAAAGACUCACCUCAUGAGACAAAAGAUCCCGAAGGAGGCUGCGCUUGCUAAACACGGAAACAAAUUUGCUAGUAUUCUUAUUCUUUUUACUUUUUUAUAUAUUAUAAUAUAUGUUCGCUUGAUAAACAACAACUAACAACAAAAAUUAAAAUUCAAUUAAAUUUUAAGCACUUUUAAGGAGCAGAAAUAAAACAUUUCCAAAAAUUAUAGAAAAAGUAUUAAAUUGCUCUAAAACUAAGUCUAUUUAUUCUAAGUUGUUUUACACGUUUAUCCUAACAUAGUGAAUAUGUCAUUCAAGCCAUUUGCACUUCCUUAGCGACUAACUUCUUUCCAAGAAGAAUACUUGUAUUUAAUGACUUAUACUUUUCUCAAAGUAAUGAGGGACAGGGACAUCAUCAUCCGUACGUGGACGUCCUUGGAUUACAAAAAAAAAAAAUCAACGAAAAAUUGUUUUAUAUAUGAUAAAUAGCAUUCCAUAGUGAUACAAAAUUAUUUAAAUAAUCCAGUAAUAUACUAAGGACAGUUUGAAAGUCAUCUAGGCAUUUAAGACAUGAUCAAAAAGGUACUCUGCUUUUUAUCUUGAUAUUAGAGUAAAUAAAACAAUGAUUGCAAUCA
Messenger RNA from Eupeodes corollae, 1652 nucleotides. RefSeq names its product ras-related protein Rab6 (gene Rab6). Lineage: Eukaryota; Metazoa; Arthropoda; Insecta; Diptera; Syrphidae. Gene Ontology annotation, molecular function: GTPase activity; GTP binding. The coding region runs from base 459 to 1088 and encodes 209 amino acids. The transcript is spliced from 3 exons. The record is from RefSeq and is a predicted model, not a curated record.